UGAACUCCACGUCAGCUUUAGGAAAUGGAAGUUGUGUUUUGGUCUGACGUGUUACCCAGAAAGUUGCCGCCUUUCUCGCCAAAUCCUUUUCUUCUGGAAUUCCUCGGUGCCUCUCUUCAGUCAGAAAUGGUCGAAGACACUGUUGGAAAGAUCAAGGGCCCUUAAAAAUCGCGCGAAGCUACGAGAAACCGUUUGGAUUUGGAUGUCGUCGCACCGGAAGCACAACAACGACGACACGACGACACCAUGUUUUUGUGGCUUCAGUUUUUCUUGUCUCUCGUUCUAUCAUCGCUGGAGGUUUCCUCCGAGCGAGCCACGCCGACAACAUUAUCUGUACCGGAGUCCCUGCUCUUCGUGUCCACUCUAGACGGCACUCUGUACGCCAUCAGCCACAGAACCGGCACUGUGCGAUGGUUGCUGAAGGAAGACCCGGUCAUACAAGUGCCUUCGGACAUCACCACAGGUCCUACCUUCCUCCCCGACCCGAAAGACGGAUCCCUGUACGUUUUCGGCGGCGCGGGGACCUCAGAAGGACUCGCGAAGCUCCCCUUUACGAUCCCGGAACUGGUGAACGCCUCCCCGUGUAAGAGUUCGGACGGGAUUCUGUACACGGGACGGAAAGACGACACCUGGUACGCCAUAGACCCGGUGACGGGGAUUAAACAGCAGAAAAUAACGAUGGAGGGCACGGACCGGGUCUGUCCCAGCUCGGACGCCUCUACACUGUUCCUCGGUCGAACGGAGUACAACAUUGCCAUGUUCGACAGUAAGACUCGCGAGCUGCGGUGGAACGUGACCUACAUGGACUACUCUGCGCACGUCGCGAAGGACAGCAGCGACUACCCGCUCCGCCACUACUGCUCCAGCUCUGAUGGUCUCAUGAUCACGGUCGACUCCGUCACGGGGAAGGUGUUGUGGGACGCAAACUUCACGUCCCCCGUCAUCGCCAUGUACGCCUGGGACAAGGAUGAGAUGAAGAAGGUUCCGUUCACCAACAUCGCCAUGGAAACGCUGGAACAGAUCGUGGGUCAGGUUCGGGUCCCCGCCUGGGGCGAGCUCAUCAUGGGGAAGUCCCAGGAGACCAAGCUCCUCCCCACGCUGUUCGUCGGCGAGUACGCCCACGGUUUGUACGCGAUCCCGUCUCUCGUAGACGAGGAUGUGACGGUUUCCCCACGGAACGAGGUGCCGUUGCUAGACGGGCCGACUCCCCCGCCGAGCCUGCCCACGACAACCUCCAUCCCGAGUACCGGCAUGCACAGCGAGUCCGCCCGCGCCACCACCAAGAGAAGGGGUUCCGUGGUGCUCGGGCAUCACGAGUCUCCGCUGGUGGUGAACUCUCGCCUGCAGCCCAGCCGACACAUCCCCCACAGCACCGGCGACCCCAGCCUGCCCAUUCGCGAGGGCGGUAGCAGGAAGAACAGAAGCAACCCGGACGUGUUGAUAGACUACGACGAGUCCGGCAUUCCCGACUGGCUCAUACUCGUGAACGGUAUCGUCAUCGGGGCCAUCGUUCUGGUGGUUAUAAUGGUGCUGGUGAGGCAGUAUCGAGGGGAGCCGCAGUCGUCACGUGCGUCUCGCUUGAGCGAAGCGUCGACGGCAAGUUUCGGGGAAGGAUAUCCGAACGAGGAGAGCGAAGAGGGCUAUCACCAGGUCGGAAAGAUCAUGUUCAAGCCGGAAGACAUCCUCGGCUACGGCUGCGAAGGCACCAUCGUGUACAGGGGCCGGUUCGACAAGCGAGACGUGGCGGUCAAGCGGAUUCUACCCGAGUGCUUCAGCUUCGCGGACAGGGAGGUCAACCUUCUGCGAGAGUCGGACGAACACCCGCACGUCAUCCGGUACUUCUGCACGGAGUCCGACAAACAGUUCAAGUACAUCGCGCUGGAGCUUUGCGCCGCGACGCUACAACAGUACGUGCAGAAUAAAGACUUCGAGCGGCACGGUCUGGAGCCUGUAGACCUCCUGUAUCAGGCAGUGUCGGGGAUAGAUCACCUCCACUCCUUAGGCAUCGUUCACAGGGACGUCAAACCGCACAACGUCUUGAUAUCGCAGCCUAACGCCCACGGCCAGGUCAAAGCCAUGAUCUCGGACUUCGGGCUCUGUAAGAAGCUCGCUCAGGGAAGGCAUUCGUUCUCGCGCCGAUCGGGCGCGGCGGGAACGGAGGGAUGGAUCGCGCCGGAGAUGUUGGAUGACGAGAAAAGGACGACCUGCUCGGUGGACAUCUUCUCGGCAGGAUGCGUGGUGUACUACGUGUUGACCAUGGGCAAGCAUCCGUUCGGUGACUCCCUACGCCGACAGGCCAACAUCCUGUCUGGAGAGUACAGCUUGGACGAUCUGUGCGUGAAGGAAAAGGCGAAAGAAGUUUCCCUGUCCCCCAUGUGGACCAGGAAGGUACCGUGCCCGGCGGUGCUGCCCAGAAUAGACGAGAGCCAGCGCGUCGUGGCAAAGGAGUUGAUCAAGAUGAUGAUCCGACAGGAUCCGACGAUGCGUCCGACGGCGCCUUCCGUCUUGAAGAGCCCGUUCUUCUGGAGCAAGGAGAAGCAGCUGCAGUUCUUCCAGGACGUGAGCGACAGGGUCGAGAAGGAAGCGCUCGACGGAGCCAUCGUCACGGAGCUGGAAUUCGGCGGCAGGACUGUCGUGAAGGGCGACUGGCGGUCACGUAUUGGCGUGGAGCUCCAGGCGGACCUGAGGAAGUUUCGCUCGUACAAAGGCGGCUCGGUGCGUUGCCUCCUACGGGCCAUGCGGAACAAAAAGCACCACUACUUGGAUCUGCCGCUGGAUGUGAGACGCGCCUUAGGCCGUGUUCCGGACGAGUUCGUCUCGUAUUUCACGCAGCGCUUCCCCAUGCUUCUCUGGCACACGUACAAGGCCAUGCUGUGCUGUAAAAACGAGAGAGUCUUCCAUGGAUACUACGAAAAGGACGACAAGUCACUGGCACCGACGAUAUUGCGACAGAGAAAUAAGGACGACUCAAAGCAGGGUGUAGAAGAAGUGACGUCUGAAAAUGGACAGCAGCAGAAAGAAACACUGAAGAACUCUGAAGAAGUUGACAAAAAUGUACUAGUAGAUAAAGGAAAUAAUGCACAAACACAACAGGGAAAUAAUAAUGUACAGUCUUGAUUUCUGUAACUACAAAUUAAAAGAGGGACCAAAAUUGUGAAGAUUAUUAGUAGUUAGUCAUAAGAGACUUGCCAAAAAGUCUUCUUAACUUGUACAUGUAUAUAAAAGUUGGUAUUUGCACACAGAAGAAUGUACAUGAGAAGAUAUUUGAUGUGUAUUUUUGCUCUUGAAGACGUUGUCAGCUAUUUUAACAUAGAUAUUAUAAAUACUGCUUUAUUAACGAAUAAUAUUGCCUUCUCAUAUGUAUAUGAUGAUUAACAAAUAGAUAAAUAAUUAUGUAAAUAAAUUAUAAGAUAAAAUUGUAUAAAUCCCUGGGUACUAGUCUAUAUAUGUUGUAUUUGGAGGUAUACUGUUGUGAUAACCAAGAAACUGGUUUGGGAUUGAGACUACAAUUUUAAACCAUUAGGCCACAACAAUUUAAGUUCUUGGUUCACGGAUUUUUUCAUAAAAAAUAUGGAGCGAAAUGGGGAAAUAAAAAUUGUAAAAUGGUUGAGGUAAA
Branchiostoma floridae (Florida lancelet) is the source of this 3616-nucleotide messenger RNA. RefSeq names its product serine/threonine-protein kinase/endoribonuclease IRE1-like. Gene Ontology annotation, molecular function: ATP binding; RNA endonuclease activity; protein serine/threonine kinase activity. The record is from RefSeq and is a predicted model, not a curated record. NCBI's taxonomy places the organism in Eukaryota, Metazoa, Chordata, Leptocardii, Amphioxiformes, Branchiostomatidae. Gene Ontology annotation, biological process: intrinsic apoptotic signaling pathway in response to endoplasmic reticulum stress; IRE1-mediated unfolded protein response; protein phosphorylation. Gene Ontology annotation, cellular component: IRE1-TRAF2-ASK1 complex.